This is a messenger RNA of Mugil cephalus (flathead mullet), 5195 nucleotides long. It is a transcript of the gene il11ra, whose product is annotated as interleukin 11 receptor, alpha. Gene Ontology annotation, molecular function: protein binding. The coding region runs from base 128 to 1321 and encodes 397 amino acids. The record is from RefSeq and is a predicted model, not a curated record. The transcript has 12 exons. NCBI's taxonomy places the organism in Eukaryota, Metazoa, Chordata, Actinopteri, Mugiliformes, Mugilidae.
UGUUGCUCUCGUGCCCCGCUACGUCUUCUCUGGUCUCCUCGGUUAGCCGAAGAUCAACGCCUUUGCGUCCCAGCCAUGGACGGCGACAAUAUAAUAAUGCCCAUUUAACUCGAGGACAUUUUCCAAGAUGCCAGGCCUUUUGUCCAGUCCUGUGUGUCUGACAGUCAUCUGGUUUUUAUCUUGGUCGCUGCGUUCCUGUUCCAGUGCUCAGAUUUGGACUGAUGAAGUGUCAGACGUACAGUAUGGGCGCUUGGAAUCCAAUGUGACGCUGGCUUGUGGGAAGUCACAAAUCAGGACACCGGUUGUAUGGUACCACAACCGCAGCGCAGUGUUGCCACGGCACCAAGUGACAUCAGAUGGAAGGUUAGUCCUGCUGCAUGCCGACCAGUCGGCGCAGGGCAACUACAGCUGCUACAACGACAGUGGGCUCCUCCUCCAUUCCGUCAAACUCAGGCUGGGCCAUCCCCCUGGGCUGCUGAGCAUUUCCUGUCAAGUGCCCAAUCACUCAUUCGUUCGCUGCUCCUGGGAGGAACAUGUAAAGACUUUCCUGCCGGCCAAAUACAACGCCUCCUUCAAGGGAACUGGUCUUGAGUGGAGGCCGUGCAUCGUGAACGUCGCCAUCAAGCAUUGUGAUGUGGAACUUCCUGCCUUUUGGCAGACCUUCCAUACUCUUAGAAUCACGCAGACUAACGACCUGGGAUCCGAGACAACUUAUGCCCGCUUUAAAUUACACGAGCUAUUAAAACCGAACCCACCAGAGUCCGUGUCAGUGAAGGAACAAGAUGGUUUUCCAAAGAAGCUGGUCAUCUCAUGGAACAUACCCUCUUCUUGGCCAGUGGGGGAUGCUUUCCCACUAAUGUUUCACGUUCGAUACAGGCCACAUGGGUCCAUGUACUGGUCAGAGAUUUACUCUUCCGAUAGUGAAGUUGUUGUACUGGAUGCCCUCGCCGGCCACGUCCACCAGGUUCAGGUUCGAGCCCGUGACGAUGUGAACUCAGAAAGCCAGUGGAGUGAAUGGACACCCAUGUUUUUCGGCAGGCCCUGGGCAGCCUACACCACCCCUGACCCUGUAGAAGAUCCAGAUGAUUUUUACACCUUCAAUACAACGCCUGAAACCCCCACUGAAAACCCUCGUGACUCUACAAGUGACGAUGAAGGUAAUGUGGGUUUGAUGAUCCUCCUGGUUUCGUUCUCCGUGGUCAUCCUUACCACCGUCCUUUCCCUCAUCUUUAUUGUGUGGUUGAGGCAGAGGCGGCGUGAUCAUGCCACCAUACAAGAACGCGCCUCUGGUCAAGAUGAAGUCCAUGCCAAUCUAAUGUGAGCGUGCGUUUACAUACAUGUUCAUUUAAGGCAUCUACCUGUCAGCUCAUUCUUGGGCUCCACCAACGAGUCAGCCUCUACUGUUUACCACUGCAACAUGCUGACCGUCCACUUUUCAACUACAUUAACCACAAUGCAUCAGAGUCCAUCGUGGACAACAGGGACAAAAACAAACAUGGAAGCAACGUGGCUAGGACUCGGACAGUUCACGUGCUUUCGACAGCUGAUUGAAAGGUAAGCUUAGCAAGAUUCCCCUGGACAAGAUCAGUGGUCACGCCAAGGCGCAUUUCCCAUAAUGCAUCAGCAGAGACAACAGACUCUGUUCACUUCAGCAGUGUUCACUCCUCAUCGGACUGUAGGAGCAACAUAAGAGCAGCACCAGGACAUUUGAGUUGACUCAGAACCAGUGCUGCUUCAUGUGUGAUCGAGUCCUCGACCCCUUCAGUGACGGACGACUUUUUGAAUUUCUUAGCGACCGGAGGAGCAGCUGUCAAUCAGGAGAACAUAGGCUGUUUUCUGGGACAACUCCCCUCUCUUCUCCCACACAGAACUCAUCACGUUCUAUAAUAUUAAUUUUUUGAGAUUCAUCGUGAGAAGGAACAGAUUAAUGCACGUCCAUUAUUACACUGACUGACCAACCGACUCAAUGCUGUGAAGGAAGCAGAAGUUCUACCGGUCUGUGUGUGUGCGUGUGUGUGCGUGUGUGUGUUUGUCUGAUGCCAAAGCAGCAACUACGGGCAUUAAGGUCUCCACGGGGGAGCGGGAAGCAUCCUGAUACCUGCUCCUGGCCUGAGGGAGAAGAUGGACAUGGAGGACUGGUGCCAGGGGAGGGGAGAGUGGAGGGGGUGGGGGUGGGCAGAUUGGGUUCUAUAGACUUUAUGACACUUAUGGCAGAUGAUUUUGUUUGCAUGAUGUUCCUUUCAUGUUAUGUCUAGCAUCUUAGGUGGUCUUUUUUCCUUUUGUUGUAGCUCUUUUAUUCAUCCAUCUAUUAUAAUAUCCAAUAUGUAAAAGAGGGAGAGCUACUGGCCUUUCACAUGUCACCAGCAUUAUAACAUUACAUAGACAUUUAGUUAGAUAUCCAGCUGACCUGUUGAGACUCCAACCAACUCUAAAAAAACACUGGCUACGUUUACGUGGUCAAUAUUUCUUCAGGACUUUAUUACCAAUUAUUCUGAUUAGACAUUCCAGCUUAAGGGUUUUACAUGGACACUAAAGAUAAGAUUUAUGUGUUUCCACAGCCCAAAGCAUUCAUUGUUAUGGUAAAUCUGCCAGAAAUGGAUAUAGAGGUACAUAAAUAAAACAGAAUAAGAACAAUGGAUUCAUUAAACAGGAAACAAUGCCCAGCAGAGUUGACAUGGUUUAAUAUUUUCCAUUGAAUAGAGCAUCAAAGGUUUGCACCACUUCACAGUAUCAGCAAAACUUCCUUCUGAACAAGUGUCCAUGUAAACAUCAAGUUAAAUUAAGUCUGAUUUCAACAGUUGGUCCUUAAAACAAGAGCAUUUUAAAAAGAAAACAUGGACAGAUCCUCCAGUCUUUUGUCAGUGCCCAAUACGAUGUGUUCAGAUUAAAUAUUAAAAUGAUGGUCCAUCCACUAAUAAACUGUUAGUUCAGUAAAAGAGUUAAAGAUGAGGCAUGGCUAUAGGAUGUAGUGUAUAGAAAAUGUUUACCUGUGUUAUUGAUUUGUUUAAGUUCUGUGUAUUUAAAUUGAACAGUUACAGAGUAAUGUUACUCAUUAAUUGGAAGAUUCAGCUGCAGACGUAAAGGUAGAGAUGCUCUAUAAAAACGUAUGAGGGGGGAAAAGGUAGCUAAAAGCUUCCACGCACUUUGUUUUCCAUUAAAGUCAUUUUCACAAAUAACCAUGGUGCUGGAUAGAAAUCUACUGGGAAACAGAUGAAUCAGAUGAGCAGUAGGAUGUUACUUCACUUACUACUCCAGCACCGGUUCUGUUACUUUGCACCAAACUGCAGCACAAACGUACGUCGAUUUAAAAAGGAAACAAAAAAGAAUGCGCAAAGUUCUGCAUCCAGUAGACUGGUAAGGUCAGUGGGAGCUUUUCUAGUACAACUCACAUCUAUGUUUGACGUGGGGUUCUUUGCACCACAGUAAAAAUGCACCAGUACACUACAGUAAAUUCGAAUUAAUGCCGAGAUGGUUCCAGUGCAGAACGCUGUAUGUAUCUUAUGUUUUGAUGGAAACAGUAAAGUGUAGGAGGAUGAGAACUGUCGGCCAUCAGCACAAAUCAACCGUAGUAACAGAAGCUCUGGACACAGUGAUUGUAGCGGCCUCCUGCCAGAGCAUCAUGUUGAUGGUGGGUGUGUUAAUGUGACGAGCACGUAUGUGACUAAUGGAGAAGAGCGACUCUGGCUGACUCUACAUGUGUCUCUCAGGCCACUGACUCAUAGACAACUUUAGAUGUGUGUGACCAGCACUUACAGUAGGAAAUACCUCUAGAACACGAUACCUGGUUUAGUUCUGCCUUUCACACCUGCACCUACGGUCCUUGUGUCCUGGCUAACUGUCUUGCUCACUUGACUUUUCUUUUUCUUUCCUUUUUUCUUGCUUUCUUUCCUUCUUUUUCUUUCUUUCUUUCUUUCUUGCUGUGUAGUCUGAUCGACUGAAACACAAGGUGCAUUCAAGUCAAACCUUUUCCCAGUUUGACGACUGUAUGUCCUCUCAAGCUAGCUCCACAUAUUAUGCAUGGAUCCAGUUGAAGCUUUUUUUUUUUUUUUUUUGUAUAUUACUGUAUAUCACACUUAAAAAAAAUACUUAUGUUAUACAUGGUGUUUAUAUGUAGAGAGAAAACAUAUUCUUGGUGGUCGUUUCUCCGACAUGGUUUAGCUCAGUCUCCGUUCCAUACAUUUAUAGAAUCACAAACGCAUUACUAAUAUCAACAGUGGACAAAUGAUAUAAAUAGGAUUUUAAAAGCUUGUCAGAUGCUGUAAGAUUGAGUAAAUUGGAAGACAACAUGUUCUCUCUGAACACUACCAUAGUGACUGAGGAUAAUCCAUGUCUGGAGAGCUUUCCCGGCGUUGUGUAUUUGUGUCUUUCUCCCCAGUUAUAUGAAGCUGCGAUGCUGUACGGUUACUGUACAGACAAUGUGUUUACUGAAUUACUCUUCGUCUAGGUUGCUUUGCUUCGCCGUUCCAUGUUUCAUGUUUCUUUACAGAAAGUCAGAAGAUCCAUUAAUUAAUUGUUCAUUUUCAGGCCUUAUUCACUUUAGUUUUUUGUUUGCUCAGAUCAGUAUUUGGCAUCAUUGGUAUCAUUGCUUUUAAAGCUUGUCAGACCCUUCUUUAUGUCCAUAUGAAAUACUUAGUUCAUGAUUUCCAGUCCAGUUGAAGAGACUUUAAACAGAUAUAGAAUCCACUUUGAUUCUGAAUAUGUUGUUUUAAACAGCUCAACUAUACAAAUAUAGAAAUGCCCAGAGUGCUAUAACAGAGUUAACAGGUAACAAAGUUCUUAUUUUUCUAAUUAAAAAGCAAGUCAAAAGUCACAAUUCCUUGUUUGUUCCUCUUAAAACUAUUUUUAGGAUACAUUUCCCAGAGACACUUGGAUAAAUUUUCUAACUCAUCCAUCUGACUGAAUUGUAUGUGCACACUGCAUUCAUCCUGGUUUCUGUCUGUUUCUCUCAUGUGGUGUUUUCUCUGUUUCUCCGGACAAAUUUCACUCUCUUUGUUCCUCUGCAAUAUGUGAUAGCAGAUGGGGCCUGUUGGUUUCUUCUAACUCAAAUUACACUCAGGCAUCCAUUCUCAGAUGUACAUAGUCUUGAUGUUUUGUUUUCGUUUUUGCUUUAUGUGUACGACAGAUAUCACCAUAAGCUGUUUUAUUUUUCUUCCUGUCCUGGUAUGUUUCUGUGAAAUAAAUACUAUUUUAUCACA